AUUGGAUCUCAAAUGGUGGUCACGUGAUGUAUGUUUGCUUCCGCGUUAUCGUCACAUUGCGCAGUUUGGUUGUUUUGUGACUUUAUCUUUGCUGGGAGCGUGUUAUCUUCGAUGUUUUGUGCAUUUCGGUAACAAUAAUGUUCCAGCUGAGGUCCUUUGUCCACCAGCGGCUGUACGCAGCAGCCGAAGAGAUCCUGGGAGAGGUGGAGAAAACAAUAACGUUAGCUCUGCACGAAGCCCGCACACAACGACCCAAACAAGACCCUGACGCCCAGCAUCCAAAACCGGACUGUCUGCAACAGAUAUCAGAACCUCAGCUGACCACAGGUGCUCUAAAUAAGGAGGGGGAGCUUCCAGAGAACUUAGCACAUCCAUCAACACAAGAAGAGUCUGACUUGAAUGAGGCUGAGGUCCAAUACCCCGCUCAGACUACCGCAGGAAGAGGCUUUGUCCAGAUUGAUUUUGGGUUAAAAGUUGAGCAGGAGGAACACGGGGAGGACAGUGAGAUACAGGAAGUUAUUUUUCCUCCUGUUGAAGUUGUGAAAUGUGAACAAGAUCAGCCAGAGGCGAACAUUUCUGAUGAAAUGCAGCCGGUUUCCUCGGACUGCUCUGAAGCUGAGAUUGAUGGCAAUGGCAGCGAUGAGGAGUGGGCGCAGAAUAAAGGAGCAAAGAUGAACGUGAAGAAACAAAAACCUGAUGGAAAUACUUCUGCUAGAAGUAUAAAGGACCUCCUUGUUUGCCCUACAUGUGGAAAGGGUUUCCAGUACAUCCGUCCUCUCAUGAAGCACAUUACAACACAUAAAAAGACAAAUGAGUCCAAUGAGGAGCUUCUAAAUAAUUUGCAAAGUGCUUAUAAGACUGUUUGUGAUUUUUGUGGCAAGAAGUUUGCAUCUGCGGGUUGUCUUAAAACGCAUUCAAAAAUACACACAGGGGUGAGAGACUAUAGAUGCCAAGACUGCGGGAAAACCUUUAUCCAAAAAGGGCAUCUUACUGUGCACAUACGGACCCAUUCAGGGGAGAGACCAUAUUACUGCGAAUUCUGUGGAAGAGCUUUCAGCCAGAAACAGAAUCUCUCAGCUCACGAGAGGAGGAUACACAUGGGGGAAAUGCAGAAUCAAUGUGGAUCAGAGAGGAAACAAGUUCUCUGCGGUGUUUCCCGUAAACGACACAAAAGCUUUCUGUAGUAGGAAAAAAAAAUUCUCCUGUGAGAUCUGUGGUAAAAACAAAAAAUCAAUAAGAUGAAUUUGUUCUGACAAAAGUAUGCACUCACGGCAGGAUGCACAAAGUAUUCUCUACAGUUCAGAAACGUUUAAAAGUGUUGCUCCAAAAUGUCUGUGCAUGUAGCUAGUUUAUGAAACUAAUUACAUAUUGAGUGAAGGGAAACUUUGUAAGUGUAUUACUCGCUGAGGAUCUUGGUUAGUUCUCCCCUUUGUUGACAAACCGGCCAGGGAACUAGAAUGGAAGCAAGGCUAUCAACCAUUGCAGAGAGAGUCCAGCCCAUACACCAAUGUUGGUGUGACUACACCACAUUGUGAUGUCUGAAAGCCUCUCUGUUUGGCACUGUUUCGUGAAUGUAUUACAUACGUGUUCCUCCACCUGCUAAAUAAAGAGGCACAGCUGACCAGGAUCCCCCAUUGGUUAUACAAUUACUAUUGACAAGUUACCCACUUAAAAAAAAACUGCAUUCAGAAUUUAUAACUGAAUUUAUAAAUUUGUUGAAGGUGUUCCACAGGGUUCGAUGUUGGGCACACUUCCUUUAAAUACUUUUUUUAUCAGUACUAUUGUUUCAUCAGUGGCAAACAGACAUGCAGAUCUGCAAACAGAUAACAUAGUGUUGUUUUAUGUUGCUCAUUCUAUACAUUUCACAAAAACCUACACCUUUUUAUUAUUGUGCUUCAGGAUAAGACUCAAGCCUCGCACUUAAUGCUAUUAAAGCAAAUUAAUGUAUUUUUACACAGGCAAAGAGACUAACAUCUCAAUGAAUUUACUAAAAUAUGUCUGAUUCAGAAAUAAAUAAAAACGCAUGAAAAUCUGAAAUACAAAUGACAAACUAUUUGUUCUUGUGUGCUGGCAAAAUAUUUGUUUUUUGUAGAGGAAUGAAGUCAACUUUUCUACUGAAUUGUUCCCGUCUGAGGCACCGUAGUGUCGAUCUUUGUAGGUACUUUGAUUGUAGGCAUCCAUUCCAACCCUUAAAGUUUUUAAUUUGUCUGUGCUUCACUUGAUAAGGCUGGAUGGUCCUCUUGACAGCAUAGAAAAGAUAGCUUUAAUUUUGUGUCCAUGAACCCCUAAAAGAAGUGCAACUCUCUGGAAGAAAACACCACCUUUUUAUUCAUUACACUCAAACAUUUCACAGUUUGACCAGCAGGUGGCAGUAGAUACAUAUAUGUUAUGUGGACAGAAGCUGACAGGUGUUUCCAAGCAAUUCAUCCACAAAUUCAAAUUGAACCUAUGUACAUAAUGUGACUGUCACACCUCCUUGUAAACAUGUCUUUGGUGCAACUGAGGCUCCAUCACAUCAGUACAUGGAUAUGAGACAGUGAGCCUUUGAGCACAGAUGUAAAAUCCCCCUCCAGCAUCUGAAAGGGACUAACAUUUGUGUUGUUUGCAGGCAUUUUGGUAUUCUUAAAGUUGCCUACAUCCACUUUGAGUUUAUUUAUUGUGCCUUUGUUCUUGUUUUGUAAAUAUUUUUACACCUUUUAGUAGUUGCUUGUCUUCAGUGGUUUUGUGUGUUUUUCUCUCUUUGAAGUGGUUAAAUGUUUUGGUUUAUGUUUUGCACCUCUAUUUGUUUGUGUUUUUGGUCGUUGUUUUUAUUUUGCUCUUCGCAGAUGCCUUCUGUCCUUUUGUAGUUGUGUUCUGACUCUUUAAAUCUUCUUCAAUUCAUUUUGUGUGUCUUUGUAGGUGCUUUCUGUGUCAUUGUCUUUGUUUCUGUGUCUUACAUUUUUUGUGACUGAAUUUGUGUGACCCUUUGUUGUUUUCUGUGUACAUGUCUGACUGUAGAUGUUUUGUUUCCUUUUGAAGAUGUCUCUUAAUAUC
Notolabrus celidotus (New Zealand spotty) is the source of this 3033-nucleotide messenger RNA. RefSeq names its product zinc finger protein 177-like. Gene Ontology annotation, cellular component: nucleus. The coding region runs from base 138 to 1184 and encodes 348 amino acids. NCBI's taxonomy places the organism in Eukaryota, Metazoa, Chordata, Actinopteri, Labriformes, Labridae. The record is from RefSeq and is a predicted model, not a curated record. The transcript has 2 exons.